Messenger RNA from Merops nubicus (carmine bee-eater), 1383 nucleotides. It is a transcript of the gene SLC32A1, whose product is annotated as solute carrier family 32 (GABA vesicular transporter), member 1. The record is from RefSeq and is a predicted model, not a curated record. Gene Ontology annotation, biological process: amino acid transmembrane transport. The annotation marks the transcript as partial. Lineage: Eukaryota; Metazoa; Chordata; Aves; Coraciiformes; Meropidae. Gene Ontology annotation, molecular function: amino acid transmembrane transporter activity. Gene Ontology annotation, cellular component: vacuolar membrane. The transcript has a single exon.
CAUUUUGUCUCUUCCUAGGGGAUGUUUGUUCUGGGCCUGCCCUAUGCCAUCCUUCACGGUGGAUACCUAGGACUCUUUUUAAUCAUUUUCGCCGCCGUGGUUUGCUGCUACACUGGGAAAAUCCUCAUUGCCUGUCUGUAUGAAGAGAAUGAGGACGGGGAGAUAGUGAGGGUGAGAGACUCCUACGUGGACAUCGCCAACGCGUGCUGCGCGCCUCGCUUCCCCACCCUGGGGGGCAGGGUGGUGAACGUGGCUCAGAUCAUUGAACUGGUCAUGACCUGCAUCCUCUACGUGGUGGUGAGUGGGAACCUGAUGUACAACAGCUUCCCCAACCUGCCCGUCUCCCAGAAGUCGUGGUCCAUCAUCGCCACGGCGGUGCUGCUGCCUUGCGCGUUCCUGAAGAACCUCAAGGCCGUCUCCAAGUUCAGCUUGCUCUGCACGUUGGCCCACUUUGUGAUCAACAUCUUGGUGAUCGCCUACUGCCUCUCCAGGGCACGCGACUGGGCCUGGGACAAAGUCAAGUUCUACAUCGACGUGAAGAAGUUUCCCAUCUCCAUUGGCAUCAUCGUCUUCAGCUACACCUCUCAGAUCUUUCUGCCUUCCUUGGAGGGGAACAUGCAGAACCCCAAGGAGUUUCACUGCAUGAUGAACUGGACUCACAUAGCAGCUUGCAUCCUGAAGGGACUCUUUGCCUUGGUCGCCUAUCUGACCUGGGCGGAUGAGACCAAGGAAGUCAUUACAGACAACUUGCCAUCCACCAUUAGGGCAGUAGUCAACAUUUUCUUGGUGGCCAAAGCCUUGCUCUCCUACCCUUUGCCGUUCUUUGCGGCGGUGGAAGUCCUGGAGAGGUCCCUUUUCCAAGAUGGCAACAGGGCCUUCUUCCCCAACUGCUACGGGGGUGACGGGCGCCUCAAAUCCUGGGGACUCACCCUCAGAUGUGCCCUGGUCGUCUUCACCUUGCUCAUGGCUAUCUACGUCCCUCAUUUCGCCCUCUUGAUGGGUCUGACGGGGAGCCUCACGGGCGCAGGGCUCUGUUUCCUGCUCCCCAGUCUUUUCCACCUCAAACUCUUGUGGAGGAAGCUCUUGUGGCACCACGUCUUCUUCGACGUCGCCAUCUUCGUUAUAGGUGGUAUCUGCAGCGUCUCUGGGUUCAUCCACUCUUUAGAAGGCCUCAUAGAAGCCUUCAGAACCAACGCUGAAGACUAAGGAGGGGCCAGAGCUGGCUGCAGCAAGAGAAUCGCAUCGAACAUCCGCAUAGCCAAACGAGUCUGCAUCCCUUUCCUGGAGAGAGUCAUUCUUUUCCUUACGUGCAUCCACCAAAUUCUACGUCACAGAAGCUGCCAAUGAAAGGAAAUCAGAAGAGAUAAAAGCAUUCGUCCUGCU